Drosophila santomea is the source of this 763-nucleotide messenger RNA. RefSeq lists its product as uncharacterized. Bases 122 to 682 code for a protein of 186 amino acids. Lineage: Eukaryota; Metazoa; Arthropoda; Insecta; Diptera; Drosophilidae. The record is from RefSeq and is a predicted model, not a curated record. The transcript has a single exon.
CUUUGCUUUUCUCCUCGCCAGCACAGAGAUCACUUGAUUCAAAUUUCCAAAUUCAAAUCUAGUUCAUUUUCUUGGAGCACAUGAAAUAAAGCACAAACAAUCAGCGAAAUCAAUAAAAACCAUGGAGGAUGACCUGGAAUUUCUUAUCAACGCCCUGUCGGUGCCAAACACUCCACUCACCGAGCCCUACGAUGAGUUGCAGCUACUCGAGAUGCGUGAAUCCUUCAAGACGCUGCAGAAGCUCCUGCGACGCAGUUCGCUGCCCGUGGAGGCGAGUCUGCGUUCCAUGCCGAGAUCGAAAGCUGGUGGACAAAUAGAUGCACUCCCAUCCCAGCUGGCUAUUGAGGACAACGCUUACGAGAGGGCCAGCGAUCUGGUGUGGAACUCGGCGGAGAGCGGAGCCCACUCGUCGCCCAUCAUUUCGGAAUGCGGCCUGCGGGAUUGGAGAAAGGAGAAUCCUGCCUCCGAUAUUGGAGACAGGGCACUGGUGCCUUACGAGGAACUGUGCAAUGAGCGGAGCAGCUCGGAUACCACAAUCACCAGCCGGAGCUUUGACUCAUCGGGAAUCUCUAUCAGCAUACCUGUUCAUUUGGUAUGGAACAACAGUGACUACAAUCAGCAGAGCACGGACAGUGAAACCACAAUAAAGGCGGACGGGUUCAGAUACAGUUUCAAGAAAUAAGUCACGGUCCACCAUGUUGGUUUUCAAAAUAGGAUUGAAGUUUCAUACAUAUUUAAUACAUGCAAAGGUCUCAUAAUUAUA